AUGCGACCUUCAAAGCAGUACUCAGUCCCUAUGUCCAUGCAAAUCACUUCCACCGAUCGCAGCAACUUCUACUCGGAAAGCGAGGAUUGGCCUUUCGAAUCAGAGAAUGAUUUCGUUUCCGCUUACACAUCUUCGUCUGACUUAUCGUCGCUCUCGGACAACAGUACUUUCCAGUGGUUUCCGUCUAACGCGACAGCUGGCUCCUCUGGUGCGGGAUGGAUGUCUGGCUUGGAUCUCUUCGACUUCGCCAACGCGUCUUCAUUUUCAGGGUUGCCCUAUGGCCAGCAGCCACAGUCGGAUGGCACUCCAGCCUUAGAAGCCAACUUGAUGCCUUCAAGCUCCCAACUUGGCCGCAAUAGAACAGCAUCCGAUCUGGAGAGGGGCGACAGUCCGACGACAGCUACAUCCGGACCACAUCCAAACACCCAGACCGUGGAACUGACACAGACGGGACUAGACCGUCGGAAGGCGCAGAACAGAGCCGCUCAGCGAGCGUUUCGAGAUCGCAAGGAAAAGCACGUGAAGGAGUUGCAACGCCAGGUCAAGACACUCUCUGCUGAGAGGGCAUCGCUUCAAAAGUCCACUCAAGCCUUGCGACGUUCAUUUCACAGCAUUCUCAUUCAGAAUGAAGUCCUGCGAGCAAAAGCCGGCAUCUCCGAGGAUUCUGUCGUGUCAUCAAUGGCUUUGAAGGCCAGAAUGAGUCUGGUGGGCAACGGGGGCGAUGAUUUAGGCCACGUAGACGGAUUUUCGCAAGCAAAUGUCCUGGCUUCUUCGGAGGAAGACUCUUGA
This is a messenger RNA of Zasmidium cellare ATCC 36951, 789 nucleotides long. RefSeq lists its product as uncharacterized. NCBI's taxonomy places the organism in Eukaryota, Fungi, Ascomycota, Dothideomycetes, Mycosphaerellales, Mycosphaerellaceae. Bases 1 to 789 code for a protein of 262 amino acids. Gene Ontology annotation, molecular function: transcription cis-regulatory region binding; DNA-binding transcription activator activity, RNA polymerase II-specific. The record is from RefSeq and is a predicted model, not a curated record. Gene Ontology annotation, cellular component: RNA polymerase II transcription regulator complex. The transcript is spliced from 2 exons.